CCCGGUUUUGCCAGAGGCGUUUGUGAGUACACACAGUCGCAUUUACCGAUAUAGUCCCUUUCAGCCUACGUCUAAUCGUGUUUUUUUCUCGAUACAAAGUAUACGUAGUGACCAACGACAGAGAAACAGGCAGGACAGCUCUUGCAACAUUCCUGGACUUGUUCCUCAGUUGUCCACCUUCAGUUGCAAACUUUUCUCAUUUGCCCUUCAAGAACUGCAGUCAUAGUCUAUUGACACCAACAAUGAAUCGUAUCGAUAGAGGAGACAAGGAUCUAUACUGCUGUCACUGAGAGUUACAAGUUGAGGCUGUCUUCAAGAAUCACGUGACUUCAGAUCCAGCAUGAUGGACAACUGGGUGCCUAACCCCAGGGCCAAGCCCUAUGUCCCUCGUGGUCGCCCCCAGAGGGGCAAUGUGUAUGGUCAGCAUAUUCGCAGUUACAGCAGCAGACGAUGCAUAUCCAAAGUAUUGCAGGGUGGACUGGUGCUGGUUUUGUUGGUGACAGUGUUCAUCAAUAUCACCUUUAUUCUGGACACAAGCAAGAAACUGCGACACAAACCAAGUUCAGAUGACACUGUUGGUGGUGAUGUCAAGGGUAAUGUGGUGGAGAUGGAGCAGUCAAGGUCCAUCUCAGUAGAGGUUGUGUCCAGCAAGGAACUUGUAUUCGUCUCGGUGGAUGGAACUACCGUGCUGCAAGAAAAUGUCUUCGAGCUCAGUCGAGGCAUGCAUGUUGUGGUCCUCAAUCAAGCAACAGGCAGCGUGAUGGCGAAGCGGGUGUUUGACACGUACAGUCAGCAUGAAGACGAAGCCAUGGUGUUGUUCCUCAACAUGGUGUCUGAUGGCAGGAUUGUUAUCUUUACCAUCAAGGAUGAGGCUACAUUCCACUUAAAGUCUGUGGCACGCACGUUCUUACGGAACCUUGGCAGUGAGAAAGCUGAAGCUCUCAACUGGCGGGAUAUGUGGUGUUUUGCUGCUUUCAAGGGAGGAAAGAAGUUAGGAGAGGCACAUGGUAAAUCCCCCAAUCUGUCAUCUUGGGGUGAACGAGCAGUCUUCAAGGUGGACAUCCCUCUGUCGAGGAUAGCAGAUGCUGAGUGUGAGUGGCCAGACGAUGAUGUCGGGAGGAGGAGGAAGGCCUUCUGUAGUAAGGUGGAGGGGUACGGCAGUGUGUGUAGCUGCUCUGACCCAGCUCCCAUCAUCUUCAAGCCAGAACCGCUGCAAAACAGGAACAUAGACUCUAUUCCAGUGGCCGUUAUAGCCAGUGACCGGCCACAUUACUUAUAUAGAAUGUUGCGGACCCUGUUGUCGGUGCAGGGAUCGAACCCCAAGAUGGUCACUGUCUUCAUAGAUGGCUACUUUGAGGAACCACUGGAAGUGACCAAGCUGUUUGGUUUGAGAGGAAUCCAGCACACUCCUCUUGGAGUCAAGAAUGCACGUAUUUCCCAGCACUACAAGGCUAGCAUGACAGCCACGUUUAACCUCUAUCCUAAAGCAGAGUAUGCUAUUGUCAUCGAGGAAGAUUUAGAUGUAUCCCCAGACUUCUUCAACUACUUCAGUCAGACACAGCACCUGCUGGAAGAAGAUAAAAGCCUGUACUGUGUGUCCGCCUGGAAUGAUCAGGGCUACGAGCACUCCUGUAAAGACCCAGCUCUGCUGUACCGCGUGGAGACGAUGCCGGGACUGGGCUGGCUGCUGAAGAAGAAGCUGUACAAGGAGGAGUUGGAGCCGCAGUGGCCAACGCCAGAGAAGCAAUGGGACUGGGACAUGUGGAUGAGAUCCAGCUUUAUCCGGAAGGACCGUGAGUGUGUCAUACCGGACAUAUCACGCACAUAUCACUUUGGCUCAAAAGGUCUGAACAUGAACCCCUACUUCCAGGAGAUCUACUUCAAGAAACAUUCACUAGUCACAUUCUCCAAUGUCAAAUUGAAAGAUGUUGACAGCAUUCAGAAAGAGAACUAUGAGGAAGUAGUUAAAAGUCUCAUCAAGUCGGCCGAGGUGUUGAAUCAUAAGAAGUCUCCGUGUAGUGAAGACUUUAUUCCAGACACGCAGGAUAAAACAUACGUGAUGUACAUUCAGAUGAAUUCACCAACAGAUUAUGUUACAUGGAAACAAAUAGCAAAGUGCUACCAUUUAUGGGAUUUAGAUGUCCGAGGAUUUCAUAAAAGCAUGUGGAGGCUGUUCUUUAAAGGGAAUCACCUCAUCAUGGUGGGGUCACCAGCAUCACCGUAUGCUGAAUUCAAACCAAAAGAUGUGGUACCAUUAUUCCUUAAUUCAACAUAAGCAGGGGGAAUGUAACAUUUGCCAGCGCCACAAAUCAACAUCCAUUUCUACAUCAACCAAACAGAAUCAACAAGAGAUUCAGCCAAUCAGCUGUCAAGAUCUACCAUUCAAAUCAGACAGUAGAAUUUGUAGAAAUAUAUCUUGUGAUAGAAGAAUAUGCUUUCAGGGCUUGUAUGAUAUUAUGAAUCCAUAUAGAUUUAUAUGUAGAGUACAUAGCAUUUAUUACCCAUGAAGAUCCGGGUUAGAAUUGGUCGUCAGUAACCCAUGCUUGUCGUAAGAGGCAACUAACGGGAUU
Molecule: messenger RNA, 2570 nt
Organism: Haliotis rubra (blacklip abalone)
Lineage: Eukaryota; Metazoa; Mollusca; Gastropoda; Lepetellida; Haliotidae
Product: protein O-linked-mannose beta-1,2-N-acetylglucosaminyltransferase 1-like
Exons: 22
Coding region: 341-2275 (644 amino acids)
Biological process (GO): protein O-linked glycosylation via N-acetylgalactosamine
Cellular component (GO): Golgi membrane
Molecular function (GO): beta-1,3-galactosyl-O-glycosyl-glycoprotein beta-1,3-N-acetylglucosaminyltransferase activity
Source: RefSeq, a predicted model, not a curated record